Paramecium pentaurelia is the source of this 1626-nucleotide messenger RNA. NCBI's taxonomy places the organism in Eukaryota, Ciliophora, Oligohymenophorea, Peniculida, Parameciidae. The record is from the annotation of a GenBank genome assembly.
AUGUAAUUAAGAGUUAAAGCAAACAAAAAAGAGUACUUUGAUUUUUCAAAUAUAUCUAAUGUGAGGAUAAAUAAUUUAUAUGUAGGAUAAACACUUUAUGGUCCAAUUUAAUAAGAUUGCAAAUUAAUUAAUAAAAGAUAAUCAAGUCAACUUAAUAAAUUAUAUAAAUGAGUUCAUUCUAUAGUAAUCUCAAACCAAGAUCAGAAACAAUUAAAUAAAAUAAAAUAUAUAAAAAGAGAAAUCUAAUUAAUAAUAAGGAAAAAAUUAUAACCAAUCAUUUAUAGAAUAAUAGAUAUAAUUUUCAAGAAAAUAAGUCUUUAUUCUAUUAUUAAUGAUGUAUUCGAAUUCUAUUGAUAAGGAUAAUCAAAAUAUGUAAUAAUCAGGAUUUUAUCAAAUUAACAUGGAAUUAAUAAAAUAGAGUUAAUGUAAAUAAUCAUAGGAAAAACUUAAGUGUAUUCAUUCCUAUUUUAUUAAUUUUUACAACAGAUUUCUAAAGUAAGAUGUAGUAAUAAAUAAUGAUUAAUAAUUGAAUUCAAAUUAAAGGUAAAUUUAAGAUCUUGAAAAAGAGAUUUAAGAAGAAGAAUAUAAACAUUCUCAAAAAAUAUAAUAUUUGAAUUAAAAAAUCGAAAUGAUUCGUAACUAAUUAUUAAAUAAUAAUAAUGAAGAAGAUGAAUUCGUAACUUAUAUUAGAAGAACUGAAUUUAGAUAAUAUAAUCAAAUAUUUAAUGAUUAAUAAUAUCUUUUGAGUUAUUUUACAAAGAAUAAAGGAAGAUGUGAGGAUUAUUAAAAUUCAGUUUUAGUAAAUUUUGCUGAUAAAAAUGUAGGUGGUUUAAGUUUAGAUCCUUUCAAUAUAGCUUAAGAGGAAGUAAUUAUUUCAAAUUUAUUUUUUUAAUAGGUGUUGAUGUUAACACAUCCUGAAGCGCUUAUUAGCAUGUUAUUUAUGGAACCUAUGGAUGAUAAUGAAGCUAUUCUUAUAAAAAAUGUAAUUAGAUUUAAUGAUUAUGAUGGAUAUGGAUAGACUUUUAGAUAAAAAGAUGAAGAUUAUUUUAAAUUAAUUUAUAAUCCAUCCACUAAAUAGAAUAAUGAAUUUUCUCAACAAAAAGAGGAUUUAAAUAAAUUAACUUAAAAUAAGAAAAUUAUAAAAAAUCAUAUAUUAGUAAUAUUUCACAAUUAAUACUUUAGUGUAUGGAUGCAAUAUCCUAUAAAAAUUGGUAAUUGUAAUUUGAUCAAGUUUAUAUUAAUAGAGAAUUAACUAAAAGUUAUAUUGCGUUUUCGUUAGCACUUGAUUACACAAAUAAUGAAAAUAUAUCAACUGGUAAAUGGGGUUGUGGAAUAUUUAAUGGGGAUGUUUAAUUAAAGUUUUUAAUUUAAUUACUUGCAUUCUCAAAGGCAUUGUAAGAUAUUAAGUAGAAAAAUGAAUAAAACAAAAUUUAAGAUUACAAAAAUAAGACAGAAAGAAUGAUAAUAUUUAGUGCUUUUAAUGAUAAUUAGUUUGAUGAUUUAAUUUAAUUUUAUGAAAAUGCCUUAAUGAAAAAAGAUUAAAAAUAUUGCAAAACAAUAAUUUAAGAGAUUGAAAACUUAAAGCUUUAGAUUAAACAAUAAAAUAAUUAUGGUCCUAACAGAUGA